Messenger RNA from Phytophthora infestans T30-4, 441 nucleotides. RefSeq lists its product as uncharacterized. Lineage: Eukaryota; Oomycota; Peronosporomycetes; Peronosporales; Peronosporaceae. The transcript is spliced from 2 exons. The record is from RefSeq and is a predicted model, not a curated record. The coding region runs from base 1 to 441 and encodes 146 amino acids.
AUGAACAUUAAAGGGCUGUUCGCGCUAGCACUACUGCAAGUGGCCGAUUUCAGCACCAAGCUCCUUAACGUCGUGAACGCUAAGCGGGCGGAGAAGGGUCUAAAGCCCGUCUGCAUCAACUCAAAGCUUGCCAAGGCGGCGCAGAUUCUUGCGGACGACAACGCCAAGAAUAACAAGGUCAGCACUCGUGGAUCGGACGGCUCCACUCCUACGUCGCGGUACAAAGCUCAGGACAUUUACCCCGAACAGUCUGCAGAGCUCGCCGCUGCCGGUCAGGCCAGCGCGGACGCUGUGGUGGCCACUUGGAUCAAAUCUUCAAGCGCGUACCUCUUCAGCGACUUAAAGUUCAUCGGCCCUGGUUACGCCUACGACAAGACCAAGCUGUACAAGCACUACUGGGUCAUGGACAUGGCCAAUGCUGAUGGUGAGGUCUGCGCUUAG